AACUUGCAAAAAUGAUUAACAACUAAUUACAAGUUGCAAUGAUUUGGUUUGUCUUGUUUUCUCUGCUCAUUUGCUGCCGGGGCAACAAUGUUGAGGAAGAGAAAAAGGGAUACGAUGAUAUUCGGGAGGUGAUAUCCAACCUGUCUAGGAUACAUGAUGAUCCGAGCCUGGCAACACACAGACAACUACUAGAGGCUGGGAUUCUCUACUUGGAUAAGCUGGAGUUGCUUGAUAUGGAUGUUAAGGCCGGGGUUGUCAAAGCGGAGAGGUUAAUCCGUGAGCUUUAUAAGGAAGGAGCGUACGACCAGUUGAAAAAAGUUAACUUCAAAACUCUGACGAGCCAUUUCGACUGGAACAGUCUGGAGGUGGGCGAGUAUGAAAAUAUCGUUCAUCGGUCUAAAGAGUUCUGGAAUUACUUUUUAGAUGAAGUGGAAUACGGAUCGUUUGGUAAAGAGACGACGACUCCGCAACUACCACCAGAUUACGAGGAUAUGACGGAGGAUCCGGAUUACAUCUUCCCUAAAUAUACAAGACCCACGAAAUCAUGGUGGUUCUAAAUUGUUAUGAUAAAAUGUGGUUUUAACUGUUAAAAAUUCUUCAAACAAGUUCAGUUGUUUCUAAAUUGUGAAGAGUCAGGGUAUAUUAGAAUUAAAAUAU
This is a messenger RNA of Macrosteles quadrilineatus (aster leafhopper), 657 nucleotides long. RefSeq lists its product as uncharacterized. The record is from RefSeq and is a predicted model, not a curated record. Bases 39 to 557 code for a protein of 172 amino acids. NCBI's taxonomy places the organism in Eukaryota, Metazoa, Arthropoda, Insecta, Hemiptera, Cicadellidae. The transcript has 2 exons.